Sporothrix brasiliensis 5110 is the source of this 546-nucleotide messenger RNA. Its product is annotated as mitochondria fission 1 protein. Bases 1 to 546 code for a protein of 181 amino acids. The transcript has 2 exons. Gene Ontology annotation, molecular function: protein binding. Lineage: Eukaryota; Fungi; Ascomycota; Sordariomycetes; Ophiostomatales; Ophiostomataceae. Gene Ontology annotation, cellular component: peroxisomal membrane; mitochondrial outer membrane. The record is from RefSeq and is a predicted model, not a curated record. Gene Ontology annotation, biological process: peroxisome fission; mitochondrial fission; autophagy of mitochondrion.
AUGACGACGUACAGCGUAGGGGCAACAAGCGAGCGCGUGCCGUGCACGUUUGGACCCAGCGAGUUCGACGCCGUGAUGCAAAACUUGGUGCGCGGUGGUGGCGGAAAGGGUGGGGUUUCUUCGCUCAACCCGGCGGAGCUCCAGGUGCUGCGCGCCCAGUUCGAGAAGGAGGGCGACAUGGUCGGCGUGCAGACCAAGUUCAACUUUGCAUGGGGCCUCGUCAAAUCCAGCGCACGUGCCGAUCAGCAACAGGGCGUCAUGCUCUUGACCGAGAUCUUCCGCACGUCCCCCGAACGCCGCCGCGAGUGCUUGUACUACCUGGCCCUCGGCAACUACAAGCUCGGCAACUACGCCGAGGCCCGCCGCUACAACGACCUGUUGCUCGAGAAGGAGCCAACGAACCAGCAGGCGUCGAACCUCAACACGCUGAUCGACGACAAGGUGCAGAAGGAGGGCCUCGUUGGCGUCGCCAUUGUCAGCGGCAUCGCCGUCGUGGCGGGCGUCGUCGGUGGUGUCCUGCUGCGCAACAUUGGCCGCCGGCGGUAG